AUGGUGCCGGCGCUGGCGCUGUGGGCCUGCCUGGCGCUGGGCAUAGCUGGUGGGGAGAGCCCGGCACCAGAGCCCCUGGCAGACGGCCAGCCCUUUGCCGUGGUGUGGAACGUCCCCGCCGGCCGCUGCCAGCGCCACUUUGGCGUGGGGCUGCCCCUCAGUGACUACGGCAUCGUGGAGAACCAGGAUGGCCGCUUCGCCGGCCAGAACAUCACCAUCUUCUACAAGAACAAGUUUGGGCUGUACCCCUACCUGUCGCGGCAGGGCGUCCCCCACAAUGGGGGCAUCCCUCAGCGGGUCCCCCUCGAUGCCCACCUUGCCAGGGUGGCCAGAGACAUCCGCCUCCUCCUGCGCCCCGCUUUCCACGGUCUGGCCGUGGUGGACUGGGAGGAGUGGAGUCCCCUCUGGGCCCAAAACUGGGGGGCCAAGCGGAUCUACCGGGCGGCCUCAGAGCAGUGGGUGUGGGACCGACACAGCUUCCUGCCGGUGUGGCGGCGGCUCCGGCUGGCCCGGCGGGAGUUUGAGCAGGCGGCACAGGCUCUGAUGGAGGAAACGCUUCUGCUGGGCCGAUCCCUGCGCCCGGGGGGACUCUGGGGUUUCUACCGCUUCCCCGACUGCCUCAACGGCAACUGGGCCAAGGAGGCCAACUACACCGGGCAGUGCCGGCUGGCAGAGGUGCAGCGCAACAACCGGCUGAGCUGGCUCUGGGCCGCCUCGGCUGCGCUCUACCCCAGCAUCUACCUGCCACCGGCACUGGCGCCCGCCCUGCCCCCCACCGCGCGCGAGGCCCUGCGCGUGGCCGCCUUCGGGGCCGACAGCCUCCUGCCCGUGGUCGCCUAUGCCCGCCUUUCCUUCCGCCGCUCGCGCCGAUUCCUGGACCUGGCUGACCUGGUGCACACCAUCGGGGAGAGCGCAGCGCUGGGUGCAGCUGGACUCGUGCUCUGGGGAGACAUGUCGUACUCCCGCUCGGCUGAGAGCUGUGCCAGCCUGCGUCACUACCUCGUGUCCACCCUGGGUCCCUAUGUGGCCAAUGUGACUGCGGCAGCCCGGGAGUGCAGCUACGGGCAGUGCCACGGGCACGGGCGCUGUGUGCGCCGGCAGCCCCAUGACCUGGGCAGCCUCCUGCACCUUGGCCCCAGUGCCAGCCCGCCGGCCUCUUUCCGCUGCCACUGCUACCGCGGCUGGGCCGGCAAGGGCUGUGCUCGGCGGGUCCAUCCCGGCCCUGCUGCCUCCUGCCUGGCACCCACCCAUGCUCACAGCCUCUACAGGCACGAGGACCUCCCGCCCCCUGACACCUGCUUGCCGCGGGGCACAUGGGGCUGGUGA
Messenger RNA from Nipponia nippon (crested ibis), 1326 nucleotides. It is a transcript of the gene HYAL3, whose product is annotated as hyaluronidase 3. Gene Ontology annotation, cellular component: acrosomal vesicle. Gene Ontology annotation, molecular function: hyalurononglucosaminidase activity. NCBI's taxonomy places the organism in Eukaryota, Metazoa, Chordata, Aves, Pelecaniformes, Threskiornithidae. Gene Ontology annotation, biological process: carbohydrate metabolic process; hyaluronan catabolic process. The record is from RefSeq and is a predicted model, not a curated record.